This is a messenger RNA of Phytophthora sojae, 816 nucleotides long. RefSeq lists its product as hypothetical. NCBI's taxonomy places the organism in Eukaryota, Oomycota, Peronosporomycetes, Peronosporales, Peronosporaceae. Bases 1 to 816 code for a protein of 271 amino acids. The record is from RefSeq and is a predicted model, not a curated record. The transcript has a single exon.
AUGGAUGAAGCGAGAAGUAUCCAAGUAAUGUGCCACUUCAGCCCCGAUGUCCUAGGAAAGCGACGUUCAAACCCAACGACUAGCGAUCAAUUGACGAUGCUGCAGACGGUUUUCGAGCAGCGUCCGGAUUUUGUUCGAGGUUGUUUGGGAUGUUUAGCGUGGACCGCGUUCAGUAGAGGCAACAUUGCAGUACUGGACUGGGUGAAUCAGUUUGGAAUCGAGUUGCGAUCGACAGUCCCAAUUCGCGAUGCUGUCAGCCGCGGCGGCGUGAAGGUGUUGCGCUGGUUUUCCGAGAAUGGGUUUGAGAUUUCAGAUCCAGACCUGCUCGAGUUAGCAGUCAAAAGCGGCCAACUGGAAGCUGUUCGCUGGCUUUCGGAGCACGGAUACGGUGUGAACUCGCUUGCUUUGGCCAAUAUUGCUGGGAAAAUAAGGAACGUGCCGAUAUUGCGGUGGUUAGUGGAGCAUGGACCGCCGCUCGACUUGGCAACAGCGACAUUGUUAAUCUGGCAAUAUCGCCAGGUAGAAAUCGCUUGGUGGGUAUCUGAGGACGUCCGGAAACACGUCGUGUUUGAGGCACUACAGAAAAAUGACAGAAGAGUUUUACGGUGGAUUCUUGCGCGUACCACAUUUCAAGAUGAAAGCGCGCAGUGGGAUAUCCGUGCUGCUAUCCAAAGCUGUUCGACGGAUAUGCAGCGGUGGCUUGAGGAAGAUAUGAGUGAAGUGGGGGCCUGUCGUUGGUGCUUUCCUACCAAGAUGAGUAUUGGCGGAUACGAGGAGACGGCUCUGCCAAAUUCCAAGCAAAGACGGUUGCAGUGA